Messenger RNA from Plasmopara halstedii, 4773 nucleotides. RefSeq lists its product as hypothetical. NCBI's taxonomy places the organism in Eukaryota, Oomycota, Peronosporomycetes, Peronosporales, Peronosporaceae. The record is from RefSeq and is a predicted model, not a curated record. The transcript has 9 exons. The coding region runs from base 1 to 4773 and encodes 1590 amino acids. Gene Ontology annotation, molecular function: protein binding.
AUGGCGCCAAAUGAGGGAGGUACGGCUCUCGUCGCUAAACGCAGCCGUCCACUGUUACAUUAUAAAGAUUUGGGCCUAGUCUUGCAGAACCGUAAGGUUCGUCUGACGUGUGUACACAUGUCCGAAAACUUUUUUGCGUGCGGCGCUAACAAUGGUAGCGUAUAUCUGUAUGCGGUGUCGUCGCUGAGUCGCAACGAAGGUGACCGGAUUCCCGCUAAAUAUCAUCUGGUGAAGACGAUCUCGCCGCCUAGCAACGACCGCGUGCCUGUCACAUGUCUGAGCAUUUGCCCGCUUCAAAAACGUCUUCUAGUGGGUACGGUGCGAGGCAUCGUUUACGCGAUUCAUCUGUCAGACUACCACAAGAUUGGCGAGAAAGUCGAGUUUUCGCAUGACUUUCACGCAGGUUUUCCCAUCACCUGCUUUUUAUGGGACAAACGCGGCACAAGGCUUUUUUCGGCUUGUAACGCAGGUCGUGUUUGUCAGACAGUCUUGCGUGCUGGUGUGUCAGCCUUUUUUGGAAGCACCGACACUGAACUUCUACUCAAGGAAGAGUCGGGUAUCGUACAGUUGGAUCUUGCAAAAAGCGAGCAAUCGUAUAUUUUAAUGGUGUCAUCUCAAUCAAGGGUUUUGCUACUUAAUCUCACUUCUGGAGAUGGAAGUGCUGUUCAGAUUGGUACAAAGGCAAGGCAAGGAUCGUAUGGAGCAUGUUUCUUUACAAGUCUGAAUGCUGAAUCGAUUGACCCGGCGAAAAGGCGGGAAACCAAGGUGUUUUCAUCGCGGCCUGGCCGACGUGUGUGGGUGGCAGACCCGCAAUCGGGUCUCGUAUCGUCAACCUUAAAGUUCUCGCUGGGGACAAAUCCUACACAGUUUCUUCAAAGUCCUGACUGUGCUAUGGAAGAAGGAAUACGACCCCGAAAUCUGUCCAUCAACAAACUUGGUCUUUUCCGGUCUGUGCUAGAACCCCCCUACGCACCCCAAGACGUUAAAGAAGCGAAUCCGUUGCUAGUGAGCUGGAAUGUCGGAUCAAGUGUGCUGUUCUUCCUUGAUCCCUCUGCCGUCGAAAUUAUCGAGUGGCAUCUAGAUUUAGGCAUUAUUCACGACUUGCAGGUUGUCGACGAUACUACUCUAGUCAUCCUUCAUGGUGAUGCGCCCAAGGUGUCCAUGAUUGAGUCUUGCUCAGCAGGUCAGUUUCUUCAAAUAUAUAGUGCUGGUGAUGUUAAUAAGGCUUGUGAGCUUGCCAUCCAGUUUAAUAUAAAUGACGCCACUGUUUUAGAAGCACUCCAAAUUCAAUGGUUAGCUCAUCUGGACGAAAAUGCCUCUGUAGAGAAUGAACAACUAUCUUCUUCUUUAGAGGCACUAGUGCGCACGACUAUGGCACUUAAAGCAGAGUAUACGGCGGCAACUCAGUCAUAUUUAUCGAAUUUGACUGAUUCGCAGCCACUGCAAAUUGUUUUGAAACAGCGUCCACGGCAAGGAAGUCAGGUUUACUCCCAAAGUGAUACAUUUGCGGACCAAAUUGACAUUAAGGACACAGACGUGACACUGAGAAGUAGCAAUCUGCACAAAUCAGUUGAAUACUAUGAUGUUUUGGCGUCUUCAGAUCAUACAUACUCAAAGUUUAUUUGUGCGCCCGAUGGUUCUUUUGUGGAAGCUAAGCUAGUGGAAAUACCAGAACUACCACGAUCUGUGUCCGUGCUCGCCGAUGACUCUCGAAAUACUUACAUGGAGGAAGUGCUGGAUGAAGUUAAAAAAUCUGAAAUAACGCGGAACGAGGAAGGUGGAAUGAACUUGAGCUUGCUGCCGGUCUUAAAAGGUGGUACUUCAGUCGCAGCGAAGGCGUUUUCAGCAUUUAUUCCACGUGGCAGCAUGUUUACACACCUAAUGGAUGGGUCGAUGAUUCCUAAUUCACUUGGUCACCCCAGCGCUUCUGGGAUCUUUGGUGAAUAUCCUGAACUUGAUGAUGCCGAUCUUGUGAUCGAUAUGGACCCUCGACUAUUGAAAAGAAGUUUUACUCCUGGCCAAAGGCUAACAACUGACACAAAUGAAUGUUCUGUACUUCGGAUCGCAAUGUCAACAAUUGGAGAAGCAGACGAAAGCAAUCUUGACACUGAAGUUUUAAUGGAGGCAAUAUCUAUGGAUAUCUGGGACUCAAAACUGAAGUAUACAUCAAAUUUGCCAAUCAAAGAACAGCUUAAUCUCCUAGAGUGUGGCCAGGAUAGCAAUCGCAAUGGCGCAGUUCACGCUCCCACUAACACGAGUGCAAACAAUCAAGAAUUGAAGGAUGGUUCUGAACGAAUGUCAACAUUGCGGGAUUCGAGUCCUUCUCAGAUAAAUAAUUUAACACUGCAGAUACCUGAUUCUAAAGAUUCCUCGUCUGAAACCAACACCUCUAUGCACAAGCUCAAAAGUCGACUGAUACAUCGCGCAUCAAUGUCUCCGGAUGCAAGACGUGCAGCGCAGCGUGCGAUUCAUAACCUUUUUGGGGCCGCUCCGGGCUGUGAAAUUAAGCUAAAAUGUAUGGUGGGUGGUCGUAUCGCGGUCUCGUCGGAGCUAGAGUCAAGCAUCCGACGUGAUGUCAGCGAGUUAGUUUCAGAGCUUCAUGCUGCGACGACAACUGCCGAGAAAACAAAAGAACUUACGCGGAGACUAUGGCCGGCAUCUGGAAUUACAAGAGUAUGUGCAUGCCUUUCCAGUAUGUACUUAUUGCAGGGUGACAUGAAUAAAGUACAGGCAACAAUUAGUGCUUGGCUAAACUGUUUUGACCCCACGCAGCACGACUAUCCUAAGAAAGGAGAUGAUGAACGUAUUGACGAUAGAAAUAUCUCCUACAAAAACUCACCUGGCUUUGCCCGCGGUGAGGCACUUAUUGAUGGCGAUGGACUGCCGCUUACAAGAGGCGACUGGAAUCUGGUGCGGACACUUGUGUCAAUAUUUUUUGCAAUCUGGGCUGCAGGAACAAAGCUGCUUGUACAUCCCUUGAAUUGGCAAGAUCACGGCGAUGGAAAAUGUUCGAGGAUGUAUGAAAGCGAGAUGGGAGUAAAAAUGACGCUGAAGCCCCGUUAUAUAUGGACCAGUGAUGAUAGCGACUUUGGAAUUGAAGUCGCUACCGCAGAUGAAGCUAAAACAUUUGUUGGCAAAUACGGCGCCUAUAUAAAUCCCGACCUUGCUGCUGAAGUCUGCAAUCUUCGUCAAUUUACAGGAGCACUUAGAAUUGUGCUUGAUAAAGUCGUCUCCAGCGCUGAUAUGGAGGAAGUGUGUGAUUCCAUUGUCAGCUGUAUUUCAGAAAAGGAUAGUGGAAAAGCCCUUUUGAUGCUGAAAGAGUGUGACUCUCUUUGCCUCUUGCUACACUUGCUGGACAUUUUUUUGAAGAGAUGUCCUAAGGAUACGAUAGAGCUGUGCGUAAAUAAGUAUCCAGUGCUGUAUCCUUGGAACAUUGAACAAGCUCUAUUUGGUGUUGAAUUUAAUUAUGAGGCUGUCGAAAAUGGUGUUCCUGAGAUAUUGAAGCCGGCAACAGUAGUUCAGACGUCAAAGUAUUUUCGAUACCUGUUGCGACUCCUCGAAACCAAAGGAGACGAAGCCGGCAAAGAUGCACAAGUUGUCAGUAGGUGCUUGGAUUUGUGUUUCGCUGGUAGUGGGGUGGUGGGCGAGGUGUUUGACAACGACGAAAGACCCAGCUGCACGACAUGGGUUGCGACACUUGUUCGUCAACCGGAUAAGUUUGUUUACGAUCAUAGUAAAUGCUGGAACAUGUUCGUAGAUCACAAAGCGUUACUGGCUUUGAUAGAAUUGACGAUGCUUUCGUUACAAUCACACAAUGACGCAGCAUUACUACAACGUGGAUUUGACGAAUUGUCGAUGCUAGUGACCCUUAUUGUAAACAGCGAAGAGCUGGUCAAUUUUAUCGCAGUCUUCAAACGAGUAGCUGUUCUACCACACGUCUCAGAAGAGUGUUUUUCGAAAAUCUUGAACCAGAUUCAAGCAUCUUUGUCAGUCAGUAAUAACGAGCGUUUGUGUUCAGCAGUAAUACACGCACUUUUGAAUUCAGUAGAUCUUGAAUAUGGCGUGCGCGUUCUCGCCCGAUAUCCGAUGCUGGUUGAUGCCACACCAAUGCAAACGUACCACAUGAUUGUUGAGGCACAAGUCCUCACCAAGCGCCAGAAGCACGAAAUGUUACGAAUUCUAGAGAUUGUGGACUCCAACGUCUGGGCAUCAUACAAGGAGAAUGUAUCAGCCAGGAGCUCCGUGUCGUUUGCUCCACAGCUUGCCGCCAUUCUACAGCUUGAAAUGGGUGAGAUUCUACCUGCCAUGAGUCGAGAACAAUAUGAGUUGUGGUCUGCGACGUGCGAGCAUUAUGAUAAAGAGACAACAGCGCAUCGUACGAAGAAGGCUGAGAGAACUGGAGUUGAUGUUGGACUUUUCGAAAAACUAAUGAGCUUUCACAUUCCGAAUUCGUUAAGUGGAGCUUCAUUGGCUUGUCGAUCUUUUGAAUAUCGAAACAGUGAUUGGGGUGGAGAAGUGCAGUUGCAUGAUUCCACUUGCAGAACGUGCGAGCUUCCAGUAGUCAUCAUUAGUGACGACACUAAUUUGGAUGUGGUGCUACUCCCUUGUGGUCAUGCUUAUCACAAGUUCUGUUUGGAAGAUAACUCGUGCCCAGCUUGUUUGGAGACCAACUUGAGCACCGUUAUGUGUACUUCGAAUCUUGAGUGGACUUGUCUGAGGCGGAAUCGAAGACAUUUUUCCGCGCUUGCCGCGGUUCACUACGAGUGCCACUAA